UGGAGCUGCUGAAGCAGGGGGGAAAUCAGUUGGUGUAACCGCAGGAUUUUCAGAGCAAGCCGGAGGGGGGGGGGUUCUCCUGUUUUUGCAAGUAGGAAAUCUGCUGAAUAAUUCAUGAAGAGCGAAAGGGCUGAAUUUUCCAGGAGUGAUGUACGGUGUACAUAGUGUAGUGCAGAAAAAAGCUGCAAAGCUUCAUAGCAGCUGCUGCCGCUCUUCUUGCUGUUGAUUGCAGAGUGCUGCUUCUCUUGGUAUUUUCACAGCUGGAGCAUCCUUGCUGCUGCCUGCCCUGAACCAUCCUUGCUUGAUGCAUGCUCUGAGCCACCCCUGCUAGCUGCUGCCCUGGACCUGCUCUGGAUCACCCAUUGCUAGCUGCCUGCUCUGGAUGUUGCUAGCUGCCUGCUCUGAACCAUCCUUGCUAGCUGCCUGCUUUGGAUUUUGCAUGCUCUGAAACAUGCCUGCUACCUGCUGUGAAUCCUCCUAGCUGAAUGCUCUGGCUUCUCUCUGCUACAUGGUCUGUGUCUCGGCUUCACAGCCUCCUGACCAGAUAAGGAUGGGAUUUGCCCAGAGGAGUUGAAGCUGAGCUGCAUUCAACAAGAUGCCCAACUUUUCGUCCUCUUCUGUCUGGAGUCCAAGCUCCUCUCUGCUGCUGCUGUUUGAAGAAUCCGCGGGGACCAGAAUCUCCUUGUCUCUCAUCUAUUCACUGUUAGCCCUUGUGGGGACCUUAUCCAAUGUGAUGGUCAUUUACCUGGUCUUCUCCUUCAAGAAGCUACAGACCACCAGCAAUGCCUUCAUCGUGAACGGCUGUGUAGCUGACCUGAGUGUCUGUGCCCUCUGGAUGCCGCAGGAAGCGGUGCUGGGGCUGUUGCCCCCUAGCUUCUCCUCUGCUCAUUCAGCAGGAUACAGGCUGCUGCGGGAUGGGCUCCUUGGCCUUGGCCUCACUGUCUCCCUGCUUUCCCACCUGCUGGUGGCCCUCAACCGGUAUGUGCUGAUCACCAAGGCACCCAGCACUUACCAGGCACUCUACCAGCAGAGGCGCACAGGGUGGAUGAUCGGACUUUCCUGGGCACUUGCCCUGCUCUUGGUGCUACUGCUGCCUGGGCUCUGGACACAAUGGCUGUCACAGCAGUCAUCUCAGCGGGAGAUCAGCAGUGCCAGCAGCAGUUCACACUACACUGCCCUGCUGGUAGCACUGGCCGUGCUCAGCCAGACCAUGCUGCUGCUCCAUUGCUACCUGGGCAUCAUGAGACGGGUGCGGGUCAGCGUCAAACGGGUCAGCGUCCUCAACUUCCACCUCCUGCAUCAGCUGCCCUUCCCUGCUGCCCCACUGCCUGCCCGCCGGGUUCAGCGGCGCCUCAGCAGCGUCUCCGUGCUGCUCCUGUGCUGUGUCUUCCUUCUGGGCACCCAGCCUGUGGUCUGGGUGAGCCUGCUAGGCUUCUUCCUGCAGUCCGUACCCCGGGCAUUGCAGGUGACCAGCUGGCUGCUCUUCUGCUCCCUGUCUGCAUUCAACCCAUUGCUCUAUACCUGGAAGAAUGAGGAAUUCAGGCGCUCUGUGCGCUCAGUGCUGCCCAGAGGAGAGACCCCAGCUGUAACUGUGGCAGCAGCUGCUGCCCUCCCCACGGUGUCACUGCCUUGCCAGGAACAGUCGCGGCAGGGUACCAAAGUUGAGAGCCUGGGGAACCUAGUUCUCCAAUGAUCUGCUUGGGGAUUGCAUUCACUUCCAGAGGUAGCAUCUGACACAUUUGGGAUGAGUGUGAGCGUAGAUGACUCACAGAACUGCACAGCAGAAUCCUCCACUCCCUACGGGAAAGACGUUGAAUGCUGCCUUACAGACACAGCCAGGUUAAAAUGUAUAUCAAACCAAUUUCCUUCCCUGUGUAAUCGACAUCACCAGGGAUUUACAUGAGAUGAAAGCAUUUUAUACCUCUAAAGCCCCUGUGUCAUGCUGUUAGUUUCUCUUUUGCAUUUCUCUCAGCUUGGACAAUGCCACUUAGACUUGUUUAUGGUCGGUUUCACUUCACUCUCUGAGUCUUUUACUUUAGCAUGAUGUUUCUGUGUUCGGGUUGUAGAUGUAGCCUUGUAAAAAUAUUUCCAGGGAGACUCUUCUACAGGGUCUGGGGCUGCUCAAACCCCCUCACCAUAGGCUGGUGCAUCAUAGGCAGAUUUAAAUGAGGGCCUCAGGGUUCUAGACAGGCACCCAGAAGUUGGGAUAGUGAUGCAAACCUGGGGCAGCCCCCAUAACCCUCCAUCCCACAAACCCUCGGCACAGCCGCUUGGGUGGGUGUCCCUGAAAUGUGUUUGGAGAAGGGCAGCAGGUUCACUCCUCUGCUUGCAACUUAAAAGGAGGAUGUUAUGCCCGUUCCCUCUCCUCCAGUUUCUCCCCUCUCCCUGAAGGUCUGUGGGGCUUCUCCAUCUUUCUCUCCCUGCCCACCCCUUUGAGGUUCCUCUCUCCCUUCCUAUUGAAAUCCUAUUUCUCUCCUCUUUUUUUAAUCCCCCUUCUUCUGUGAAUUAGUUUCUCUUUUUUCUCCUUCCCUGCCCCCUCAAUGUAGCUUCUUUUUUGUGCCCCCCAAUUUGCUCUCUCCCCCAAGUUUUACUCCCUGCCCCCUCUUUUUUACUGCAGCAAUGGGAAGGAUGAAAGUCUCUGGUCAGCACAGCUAGGGGACUAGGAGAUGGGGAGUUGGUGUUCGUCACACCUGCUCUGUAGCCUGGGACUUCACACCCCUGCCUCAGCCUUUUCUGCUGGUGCCUUUAGUGCACAGAGGCAGACAAGCCCUCAGUCACAGGCUGCAGCCUGCCUUCCCUGCACCACAUUAUCUAAUUGCUGCAAUUUUUUUUUAAAUUGCCUGUCUGGUGCAAAAGUUAGAGCCUGCAGGACUAGCUUUAGAAACCUGGCCAAAUUGGGAUAAUUGGUAAAUAUGCUUCGGCAUGUAAUUCCUUUCUUAAAAAAACCAAUUACAUGCUGAAACUCUUAUAUUAAUGGAGAAAACUCUGUUUUUUAACAUAAUUUGCUUUGGAUUUUUUUGGACAGCCCUUUAAAUAAAACAAAUUUU
This is a messenger RNA of Chelonia mydas (Green sea turtle), 3047 nucleotides long. It is a transcript of the gene GPR88, whose product is annotated as G protein-coupled receptor 88. Gene Ontology annotation, biological process: G protein-coupled receptor signaling pathway. Gene Ontology annotation, molecular function: G protein-coupled receptor activity. The coding region runs from base 596 to 1693 and encodes 365 amino acids. Gene Ontology annotation, cellular component: membrane. Lineage: Eukaryota; Metazoa; Chordata; Testudines; Cheloniidae. The transcript has a single exon. The record is from RefSeq and is a predicted model, not a curated record.